AUGGCGAAUCGAUUCGUUUUGGCUUUCGGAUUGCUGCUGGUUGUAGCAAUGGUCGCAUCAGCGCGCUUAGUAGUGCCACCGCGUCAGAUUGUGGGUGGUUUCCCGAUUGACAUUUCGGAGGCUCCGUUCCAAAUUUCUCUCCGAGAAGAUGAGCAUCCUACGUGCGGUGGUUCGAUCAUUUCUGCCAACUGGAUCCUAACCGCAGCCCACUGUUUGGAAGGGGUCGCUGCUUCACAGGUGUCCAUUAGAGCCGGAUCAACGUACAAGGAACAUAAUGGCAUUAUCCGCAAUGCUAAACGCGUUGUGCUCCAUCCGGAUUGGGAUGUAACCACGAACGAAGCCGAUGUGGCGUUGGUCGAACUGGCGGAUCCGCUACCACUAAAUGGUCAGACAAUCGCGUCGAUUGAGAUGCCUGAACAGGACGAAGAGGAUCCGGUGGAAGGGUCGAAGGCGAUGGUUUCCGGUUGGGGCAAGACGCUGAACGUGUAUCACUCGAACCUGAUCCUGCGUGCCACCUUCGUGCCGAUCGUCCAUCGUGAUAACUGCCAAAAAGCGUACCGUCGAAUCGAGCACAUCUCGGAGCGUAUGUUGUGUGCGGGCUUUAUCGGUGGUGGCCGUGACACGUGCCAGGGUGAUUCCGGUGGUCCGCUGGUGGUGGAUGAUCUCCUAGUCGGAGUGGUUUCCUUUGCUCACGGAUGUGCUAAACCAGGCUUCCCGGGUGUAAAUGCACGCGUAUCGGCCGUGCGCGAUUGGAUUCGAGAGGUCAGCGGUGUAUAA
Messenger RNA from Anopheles marshallii, 777 nucleotides. Its product is annotated as trypsin-4-like. Bases 1 to 777 code for a protein of 258 amino acids. Gene Ontology annotation, molecular function: serine-type endopeptidase activity. NCBI's taxonomy places the organism in Eukaryota, Metazoa, Arthropoda, Insecta, Diptera, Culicidae. The record is from RefSeq and is a predicted model, not a curated record. Gene Ontology annotation, biological process: proteolysis. The transcript is spliced from 2 exons.